Molecule: messenger RNA, 414 nt
Organism: Emiliania huxleyi CCMP1516
Lineage: Eukaryota; Haptophyta; Isochrysidales; Noelaerhabdaceae
Exons: 3
Coding region: 1-414 (137 amino acids)
Source: RefSeq, a predicted model, not a curated record
AUGUUUGUCCAGACCGGCUUCGGCUGUGACCAGCACGGCGAUCGCAAGGGCGCAGGCGCGACCUCUGCAGCAGUGCGGGCGUGCCGCAACGCGAUAGAGUUCAACUCGAUCCCGGGUAUGGUCGAUCACGUCCCGGGAGGGCGCAAAAACAUGCUGAUUCACGUCAAGCUGGGGAUCCCGGAGGGCUAUUCGGUUGACCACGACGAGAUACGAGCAACUUUCCCGUAUGGCAGACUGCUGCCCGUGGAAGUGAUCCACGGUGGUCUUACCUACGGUUGCGGCAGGGUUGUCACCGAGUUGGGAGACGAAGACGACACGGCAAUCGUUGUCGUGGCCGCCGUGUCGAUCGGUUACAACGACCCGAACGAUGCGUCCGAGGGCCACAAAACAUACGAUACAAGGGACGGUCAUUAG